AUGGUUAAACUUUUUAUUUUUCUCAGUUUAACUGCGGUUGCUUUAACUGCAACACAAUAUGCCGACGCUUGGCCAACGAUGCCAACAAUGGCGAUAAAAAUGGGUCUUCCUGGGUCUAAAAGUCAUUCAACAUCUAACUCCGCAGCUAAUACUGUUAAACAACCAACUCCAUCAUCCGAAUCAAUUUCGAAAGCUAAGACAGAAAGCUUUACCAAGUCAGAAUCGAAUACCAAUUCUGAGCAAACUACAGAGGAGAAGUACGCUGGAUCAAACACAAACAGUGACUCUGAAAGCAACGCCUCAAAUGAAAAUGCGGAUCAAAUUAUACCAAACGAUUCUGAUUACUCUGAUGAUGAUGACAGCGGUUCGUAUGACUCCAGUUCAUCAGGAUCAUCAUCAAAUGCUGCCGCUUCAGGAUCAGGAUCAAGUUCAGGUUCAUCUACUGCUACUGGCUCCGGUUCAUCAGGAUCAUCAGGAUCAUCAGCUGCUUCAGGUGCCAGUUCUGGUUCAUCGUCAGGAGCUGGUUCAUCAUCUGGUUCAGGAUCAUCAUCAGGUUCAGGUUCAGGUUCAGGUUCAGGUUCAUCUGGCUCAUCAUCUACUACUACUAGUACUACUACAUCAGGAUCAACUGCCACCGGUAAUACUGCAUCAACAUUAGGAACUGGUUCAUCAUCUGGCUCAGCUUCAUCUGGCUCAGGAGCAUCAUCUACUGCUGCUGCUUCAGGUUCAGGAUCAUCAGCCGCUUCAGGUUCAGGAUCAGGUUCAGGUUCAGGUUCAGGUUCAUCUGGCUCAUCAUCUACUACUACUAGUACUACUACAUCAGGAUCAACUGCCACCGGUAAUACUGCAUCAACAUCAGGAACUGGUUCAUCAUCUGGCUCAGCUUCAUCUGGCUCAGGAGCAUCUGGCUCAGGAGCAUCAUCUACUGCUGCUGCUUCAGGUUCAGGAUCAUCAGCCGCUUCAGGUUCAGGAUCAGGUUCAGGUUCAUCUGGCUCAUCAUCUACUACUACUAGUACUACUACAUCAGGAUCAACUGCCACCGGUAAUACUGCAUCAACAUCAGGAACUGGUUCAUCAUCUGGCUCAGCUUCAUCUGGCUCAGAGCAUCUACUGCUGCUGCUUCAGAUUUCUGCUUGA
This is a messenger RNA of Panonychus citri (citrus red mite), 1137 nucleotides long. RefSeq lists its product as uncharacterized. Bases 1 to 1137 code for a protein of 378 amino acids. The transcript has 4 exons. The record is from RefSeq and is a predicted model, not a curated record. Lineage: Eukaryota; Metazoa; Arthropoda; Arachnida; Trombidiformes; Tetranychidae.